Messenger RNA from Pseudonaja textilis, 5066 nucleotides. RefSeq names its product zinc finger CCHC-type containing 14 (gene ZCCHC14). The record is from RefSeq and is a predicted model, not a curated record. Lineage: Eukaryota; Metazoa; Chordata; Lepidosauria; Squamata; Elapidae. Gene Ontology annotation, molecular function: protein binding; nucleic acid binding; zinc ion binding.
GGGCCAGCAUGGUGGAGAAGCGCUGCCCGCGGCUGCAACGCGAGAGCGUCUACCGCUGGUUCUCGGAGCUGCCUUCCCCGCAGCGGGUGGAGUUCCUGUGCGGCCUGCUGGACCUCUGCAUCCCGCUGGAGCUGCGCUUCCUGGGCGCCUGCCUGGAGGACCUGGCCCGCAAGGACUACCACUCGCUGCGCGACUCCGAGAUCAAGGCCAACAACGCGGCCGACCUGGGCGGCCUGACCAACCUGACGGACGAGGUGGUGCGCAGCAAGCUGCUGGUCUCGCUGGCGCUGCUGGGCUCGUCGCACCGCGAGGCGGCCGGCGUGCUCUUCCGCACCCUCACGCACCUCGACUCGGUCAUCCACAACUACGGGCUGCAGCUCAACGAGGGCCGCACCGGCGAUGAGUUCCUGCUGCUCUUCACCAUGGCCUCCAACCACCCGGCCUUCAGCUUCCACCAGAAGCAGGUGCUGCGGCAGGAGCUGACCAAGAUCCAGAGCCUCCUGGCCUGCACCGCCAAGGGACCCCCCGCCGCCAACGCCGCCCCCGGCACGGCCGCAGCGGCCGCCACCUGCCCUGGGUGCCACAAGGUCACUCCGAGAUCUGAGACCCCCAUAAACCACGUGGUGGGUAACAGUUUAGAGAAUGCACUCCACACAUCAGCACAUUCCAUUGAGGAGUCAUUGCCUAAGAGGCCUUCAGGGAAGCACUCCAAAGUGAGCGUCGAAAAGGUGGAAUUAAAGGGAUUAUCACACAAGAAGAAUGAUAGGAUUGCUGAAUAUUCUUUUGAGGUCUUAUGGUCUGAUUCCUCAGUGACCGUGGUAACAAAGUCUUCUGCCGAAGUGACCGAUUUCAUUUCAAAGUUAGGUCAGUUGUGCCCAGAAGAAAAUUUGGAGAAAUUCAUUCCUUUUCUAACUGGUCCAGAUUCGUUUUACUUAGAAAGAAGCCAUAUGGACUUGGAAUCAGACCUGAGGUAUUUGGCAUCCUUACCGUCCCAUAUCUGGAAAAAUGACCACGUCAAGAAAUUUUUCAGCACUUCAUGUCACUCCCCACAAUAUCAAAGUUCAAGUCCCAGCAAUUCUUCCCUUUACAAAGUGGGUACGAUGCUGGGUGCUUCCGGAAGGCCCGUCUGUGGGGUUGCAGGUGUCCAGGCCGCCCCGAGUAGCCUUCAGCAUCACCUGCCCCAUCCGUCCGCAGCAGCCGUCGCCCUCUCCCACUGCUCUCAUUCAGGCGGGGCCGGACCCACGUUAACCUGUAGCCGCGGCCAGAUGGAAAACCCCUCCCCUGUUUUGAUGGCUCCGAGUCCGCAAAACCCUCAGGCCCAGGAGCAGAAUGGGAUUUUAGACUGGCUGCGAAAACUGCGCUUGCACAAAUACUACCCGGUUUUUAAGCAGUUGACGAUGGAGAAGUUCUUGAGCCUCACCGAAGAAGAUCUUAAUAAGUUUGAAACACUCACCAUGGGAGCAAAGAAGAAACUCAAGACCCAGCUGGAAUUGGAAAAAGAAAAGUCAGAGAAGCGGACCAUGAACCCAGCCCCCUCCCCAUCCGUCAGCUCUGGGGUGGCCAGAGUUCCUCCCACCACUCACAUCAACCCCAUGCAGAACAUUCGUGGGAACCAUGCCACAGAGCUGCACGUGGACGUGGAUCAGGGGGUCCCCACCAUGCCCCCCCGUGAAGGCAGUUCCUCGGAGUCCUCCAGCUCGUCCUCCAGCCCCAUGGGCAUGCAGCCCCGGGAAGAAAGCUCGGACAGCGCCGAGGAGAAUGAGAGGCGUGUGGAGAUCCACCCGGAGCCCCCGGAGAAGGAGAAGCCGGUCAUGAUCCUGAAUCACUUCGGCUCCAGCUCGGCCCGGCCCACCGCUCAGGUUUUGCCCGUACAGAACGAGGCGGGGUCUAGUCCGACGGCUCACCACCCCUUGCCAGGACAGAUGACGGCCGCUCCGAUUCGAAUAUUAAACUCUAUGCACAAACCCGAGCGUGGAAAUGCCGACCUGAAGCUCCUUUCUUCCCCUAUGCACCCGCUUUUACCUUUAGAGGACAGGACAAAGUUCUCAGGCGGGCCCACUCCGAACAGCGUCAAGAUGGAGAAGAGCUUUGGAAACGCCCUGGCGGAUCGCAUCCUGGCGCCUCCGCAUCAGCCCCUCCAGGUGCUCUCGGCGGUCCCCGAAAACGGCCCCUCCGCGCCUUCCAUUCAUUUUGGGCCCCGAUCCAAAUUGGUCCACGCGCCCACACUGGACCGACUGGUGAAACCGUCCCAGCCCCCGGGCAUCCUGGCGGAAACCAGCGCCACAGCCCCGGUCACCUCGAGCACGGUCUUCCACCUGGCACGGCCCCCCAUCAAGCUGCUGGUCUCCUCCUCCGUGCCCACCGAUGCCGCCCUGGCGGGGCAGCCGCCCUGCUCCAACAGUAUGCAAUUCAGCGUCUCCCCAGCAAUAAUCAGCCCUCGGACGGCUCUGUACACCGCCAACACCAAAGUGGCCUUUUCCGCCAUGAGCGGCAUGCCGGCGGCCCCCAUGCCCAGCAGCACCUUCUGCGCAAACAGCAACCCUGCCGCGUCUUCCAGCAGCCACCUGGCCACCUCCUUCGCCAACCUGGGCAGCCUCCCCAGCUGCCCCGCUCCCAGCUCCAGCCCCACCCUGUCCUCGGCUGCAGAGAGCAGCUUCUACGGCGGGGGCGGCUCCACAGGGAACAUGCCUGUCCCCAACCAGAACAACCACCAUCACCACCACCACCACCAGCAGCACCAACAGCAGCAGCAGCAGCAUCAACAGACGCCCGGCUGCAUGGUCUGCAGUUCCUGCGGCUGCAGUGGGAACUGUGGCUCCAGCGGCAUGACUGUGAGCUACACGAACUACUUCCAGCACCCCUUUUCAGGGCCGUCCAUGUUUACGUUCCCCUUCCUGCCCUUCAGUCCCCUGUGCAGCAACGGCUACGUCAACCCCCAGCAGUACAACAGCAGCUCGGCCUUCCCCAUGGUCCACUCUCCAUAUGGUGGCGGCGGCGGCCCCACGCCGGACUCCCUCAUGAGCGGACAGUCCACCUUUGCGGUGCCCCCCAUGCAAAGCUUCAUGGCCGGCACCGCAGGGGUGUACCAGGCCCAGGGGAUGGUGAACAACAGCGGUAGCUCAGGACACAAGAAGCCCGGGAACCUCUCCUGCUACAACUGUGGAGCCAGCGGCCACCGAGCUCAAGACUGCAAGCAGCCACCGAUGGAUUUCAAUCGACAAGGUACAUUUCGGUUAAAAUACGCUCCCCCGGCUGAGAGUUUAGAGUCCACGGACUGAGCUUAACUUCAGAUGCAAUAUUUUGUGGUGGCAAAAUGGCCAUGAAAUAACUAGGGAACUUCAGAUUGGGAGUCUAUCCGUUGAGCUUAUUAAUGUUAUUUUUUUAAUCCAAAGGUGCUCUACUUCAACCCUAGGAAGGAACUGAAACACUAGGAAGGGGGGGGGCGGGGGGGGGCUUCCAAGCCCAUUUUUUUCCCCCCUGAAUUGCCAAAACAGAUUUUAACGUUGGAUCUCCCCGAAGAGAGGCGAGACUGGCCAACUGUCUUUUCUUGUUGUAUAGAAACUGCUGCACUUUUGCCGAAGAAUGUUGCCAUAAUUUCACCUUCCAUGCUGGAAAAUUAAAACUCCUGGGCAGCUACAUUAGAAUCUGGAGUUGGAGUGAGAGCCAAAGGCCGGUGGUGCAGCUGCUGCCAUUCACCUGCCGGACUCUUAACCUCGGAAGCUAGUUAAAACAUAUCUCCUUUCCCCCGCCCCCCGCCACUUCCUCUCAAAAUAAAUCAGGCACUACACUCUGGGAUUUUAAAGGGUUGCACUACGGAAGAAUGUAUAAUUCUGUUCUGACUAUCUGCACUUCUAGCAAACUGAGGUCAGGGGAAGAGAUGUUGGGAACAGGCACCAGCAGGCUACAUGGUCAUCUAAUAAAGGAAAAAAACUUAACCCUCUUUUUCUUCCCAAAGAACAGAGGUGAAUGCUUCGUUCUGGAAACAGUUACACCACGUUGGUCAGCGAUUCCUCUUAAUGUAGGACUAACUUACCAGCGGUGGGUUAAACUUAAGUCUCCAAGGGUCUAGUGCCAGAGACUCCAUGGUAUUUUUUUUUUUAAUUACAAUUUAAGGAAGUGUUAACAAUUCAGCGGUUUCUGCCAUAGGAAAUGGUGUUCUGCAUCUGUAAUAAAUUUUAAAAUUCAGACUCUUCCAGGAAUUUGUUGGGUUUAGAAGGCACAGCGUCAAAUACCAAUUACAGUAGCAUACCGUUUCAUUACUUAGGAAAGUUUUAUAGUUUUGACUCUUUCAUUCAAUGCGGGCUAUAAAAAAAUUCAGCUUUGGUAGCUAAGUAGCAGCCAGUAGUGCUUAUCCAAAGGGGUUCAAACAAUGUGGAUUUUUACCUGUCAAAGAGAAGCAACGUGUUUUAAGAAUUCAUUCUCCCUGCUGCGCUCCUUGCUUCGUCAUCUGGGCUGCCUCAACUUCGAGUCAUGUAGGACAGGAUUGGCUGGGUCUCCCCAUUUUUUAAUGUGCUGCUUUGUAGUAGAAAAGAGGCUCCCCUCUGAACAGCAGGAGUGGCAGUGUUAAACAUCGCACUCUGUUUUCUGCAAAGUGGUGGUGAAUUCCCAUCCUGGGCUGGUCUAUUGUCUUGGACGCUGGUUGAUAUUCCAACAGGCCUGCAUCUGAUAUCCGUUAUUUCUAUGCAGUGGAGUAUUAUUCAGUUUCCAUCUCCUCACUUCGGCUUCACCAAAACAGGGUUAGAUGGGUGUGAGACAAGACUUGUGUUAGUUGAACUUUAUUCACUCCGAUAAUAACAUAGCUGCUGUUAAAAUCAAUGUAACGUGUGCAAUUCAUUUUGUAGUGCCCUGAAUGAUUGAGGCUGCUGCUAUACAUGGUCCCGUUAGGAAAAUUUAAAAAAGAAACUCUAUUCAAAGUGGAUGGGAACUCAGCAAUUUAUGUGGCCUUAAUGAUCUUGCCAUGAGUAGAAGCAACCUGUUUUGGUUAUUACAUCUUUCAGUAUGUUUACUUUUAAAGCUGAAAAUACUUCUAGUAGUUUGAAAUACAUGCUAAGAGCCAAAUGUCCAUU